CAUCCGGAAAAGUUAGCUAUCACUUGCUAGCCUUAGCUAAUGUCAACUAGCCACACUCGCUAAUGCUAACCAGUGCAAUUUGGGACUAAGCCUACUUGCUAGCUCGUAAUUCAAGUUUUUCGUGUGUUUUCCGGCUGGAUUUAGGUGGCGCCCCACACGACAAGUUGCAUAUCGAUUAAAAACCAUAAUUGGCCACAGUCUCAGAGGCACUUAAGUUUGAUACAUAGCUCGAAGCUGAGCUGACAUUGCGUGACAGUUGUGGCUGGUGGUGGUUUGACAUGUCGGGAAUUGACCUUGCGCGCCGGUCUCUACGCCCACUGUGUUUCUACUACAUGGAAUCACUGGGGCCCUUGGAGUCACUACAAGUUGCAAUCGUGGCCAUAGAUUUGCUCGUUUCAGAACGCUCUUGUCCCGUUUGGGAAUAGCAGCCGGCUUCGCUGGAAUGUUCUGAGCUGCCAUUUCCUGUCGGCCAUGUUGGAACGUAACUGAGAGCUAAUGCUAUAGUUAGCCGGUUAGUUAAGUUUUGAUUUACCACAAUGGCGCCCUCCACUGUGGCAUGUACAUGAACACGAAUCGUCUUGUCCAGCUUGGUGCCGCCAGGUGACCAGGUAAGAAUGACUGAGGUGAAAUUCCAGCUGUGACCCAUUUAGAGGAGGCAGGCAUAUUCAGAGUGACGACCGUAAUCACGUUGUGACCUCAAGGCAACAGAAAAAUGAGCGUCGCCAAGGAGGAGAAGAGUACGCGUUCGCCAGAUACUGUCGGCAUGCCGCAUCCUCUGAACAGCAAUGGAAAUAGACACACGAGUCAUACAAACGUGAAUAAGAAUGCAAUGCCGAAACCAUGCACAGCGGUUCCCAAAUCGAGCAGCAAAGGAUUGGACUACAAAAAGGCCACAGACCUUCAAAAUGACAGGAAGGCCGUGGACUUGAAUCAUCACGAUGAUCAGAAAGACUCUGUGUUGCUUCAAAAUGGCAUUGCGCACUGCGCCGUCAUUAUCAACGGCUACUCGAGCAAAGACACCGAUGGCAGCGGCUCAGAAGGCGGGUAUUCCACACCCAAGAAACGCAAGGCCAGAUGUAACAACAUGAAGAACACUGAGCAGAGUGACGCUGCGCCGGAGCCCUCAGCUUUUCAUGUCGAAGCAACUGAGAAGGGAGGGACUUCUCGAUUUGCUCGUAAAGCAGAGACUCAGUCGACGCCUAGACGGGUUGUGGCAUCUGAGGCCUCGGUGGGGGAACCUCAGAGAAAGAACUCUGAUGCGAAAGCAGGAGGUAAAAAGACUGAAGAACGGCACAAAGCCAAGGCUUCCUUGCCUUCAAAAGAGGACUCGUGGACUUUGUUCAAGCCCCCUCCAGUGUUUCCUGUGGACAAUAGCAGUGCUAAAAUUGUUCCCAAGAUCAGUUAUGCAAGUAAAGUCAAAGAGAACCUCAACAAAGUAGCUCAAAGUGGAGCAGAAACACUUCCUUUUCCCGUGAGACCCUCCCAGGUCCCCAUGUCUGCUAUGAAAACCAUCACAUCAGCGAGCUUUACCAAUGGGCCUGUUUCUGCGAGUGGAAAUGGCUGCCUGUCAGUGGGUACCUUUUUUGCUCCUGCUGCUGGCAGUGUUCCUGCUGCUGCGAGUGGCGAGAAUGUAGCGUCUCCUUUGGAAAGUAACUGUAGCUCUACUAGCAGUCCCACGUCCCAGGGAGACGCGCAUGAACUGAGAAAGUGUUCUCUCUUCAUUUACCCUCUAAAUAUGCAACCCAUGCUCCCCAGUGCUCGUCACCUCAAUCCCCCCACUGCUCAGACAAAUCAAAAAUCCUUGGGAGAAAUCUUCCAGAAUCAGUGGGGGCUUUCCUUUAUUAAUGAGCCCAACAUGUGGCCAGAAGCGGUGAGCAGGCCAGUGCCCACCGAGGACAACACAACUGUGGUGAGACCUCCAAGGGAGUGUCGGGCUGCUGAAGCCAACGCCGGCCAGCCAUGUUUCUUCUUGGAGCCCGGCGCAGAGAAAAGGACUUGCAGCCCGUGCAACAUGUUUACCGCUCGUUCUCCUCCACCUCCUCCUAGCGUCUCAGGUGAAGAGGAGGAGAACACGCUGCAGCCAUGUGACACACAAAAGACUGUUGAUGCUAAGAGUUCAGGUUCUGCUGUGUGUGCCCCUUGUAAGGACAAUGGUGCUAAGCCUGCACAGGGCCAGAUAACCACCGUGGUGUUUGGCUCCUCUAAAGAUGUGGGCCGACGGCGCAGCUGGGGCUCCUUCGACGUCAAAGCUGCUGUCACUUAUCACACUAAAGAAAUGGAAUACAUUUUCAGUUUGCAAAAACAACAUCCAAACAGAGUAGUGGUUUAUGAUGAGACCAUGGACGGACCUGAUCAGUGAGGUAGACGUGGACUGAACUGUGACUACGUCUCUUCUGGGUGCUGAGGUUAUCUUCCUUGGGGAUCAUGCUCACCUGUUGGAGUGGAAGAAACUGAAAACACUUGCUAGUUAACCGCUUGGCAGUCAUUGGCUUCUUGGAAGGCAUUGGAAAAACAUACUGAUGCUACGAAGGAACGAUAAAUCGGGUGCCUAUUCAACACGACAACCGGACCCAUACACUCUUUGGGGGUCAGAUGAUACUCAUGUGAGAAAGUGUUGUGGACCGCACAUCCUUAGCCUUUAUCCCGUUGGGAUGUGACACACUUGCAUUUCCUUUCAAAUCAUUUCCUUUCAAAUGAGUUGUGCUUGAAUGCACAGUGAACACACGUUGAAUCGACACCUUUGAGUGGUGCAAUUAAGUCCGACUGUGUACUUUCAGUGGAGGCCAGGAUCUUGUCUUACAUCUGCAGUGUAAAUCACAACCCUGCUCUCGUGUUUCACCCGAUGUGUGUUGUCUUCACCGAAAUACAACCCAGGUGGUAACAUCUCA
Molecule: messenger RNA, 2888 nt
Organism: Dunckerocampus dactyliophorus (ringed pipefish)
Lineage: Eukaryota; Metazoa; Chordata; Actinopteri; Syngnathiformes; Syngnathidae
Gene: nufip2
Product: nuclear FMR1 interacting protein 2
Exons: 5
Coding region: 713-2359 (548 amino acids)
Cellular component (GO): nucleoplasm; cytoplasmic stress granule
Molecular function (GO): RNA binding
Source: RefSeq, a predicted model, not a curated record